AAUUGUGUUGUUUUCUCGUUCAAUGAGAUCGUUGUAUUUAUCUGCUGAAAAAAUAAUAAUUGCCAGUUUACAGUUUGUACCAGUAGUGAGUUCAACACAAAAGGUUUUUUUGGGGGGCAGCACUAUAGAUUUGUUAUUCAUUCGGUUUUAGCUGUUUCCUUUAUGGUUUUGCUUCCUGCACUUUGAACUUUAUUCAGCCUUUUGAGUGACUUGUAUGCAUGUGACAUGAUAUAUUUAGCCCAGCGCUAUAAAAUCACGUGCGGUGGCAGCGAUCCUCUACACGCAUACCUACAGGCUCGUACGUGCUUACACGUACUGUUGUUUAACGUGGUAGCUGAGUUUUGUCGUACAUUUUGCGUCGUUAGCCAUUUUGUUGUGUCACUCAGCAGUCGUCAUGUCUGGAUGUGGUGGGAUGGCAAGUAACAGACACGCUAGGCGUGAAGCCCGUGCAGAAGUGCGUGAAGCUCGUCUACACAAUAAGGCUGCCCAUGCGGCAAUGCGUGGAAACGUCGCCAGGGCUGCUCGUCUGGAGAUGAAAGCUAACGUGGCUCACCGGAAGGCAGAGCGGGAACACAUACUGGCCCACGCCACCAGUAGGCCUAAUCCUGCUACUGUGGUGCAUGUGGUACACCACAUAUCUCCAACUCCACCGCCACCUGCAUACUCAUCUGCCCAAAACGCAUCCCCAGCGGCACCCACUGACUACCCAGCUGCACCCACUGGCUACCCAGCUCCACCCAGUUACCCAGGCCAACCAGCAUACCCAGCUGCAUCUGUCCCUCCUUAUCCGGGACCCACUACGCACCCAAACCCUUACACAUAAAGCGCACAUCCCUGGUGCCUCUGUUGUAAAACUUUAAAGUAAUAGCAAGUUAUUUAUCGUCCCAGAUGUAUACCCACAUCGACCUUUUGGUCGAUAUUGUCAGCCUGGUUACACUUAAUUGGUUCUGCCAACACAAAAUUAUGUGACGGUAAUUUCUUGAGAUAAACGACAUACAGUUUUGUCACUUUUAAUCUAAAUAUUGCAGUGGAUUUCUUAUAUCUGGCUUGUUUAGUUUAGGUUCCAUUUAUUGAAGUUUCUUUAAUGCUGUUAAAACAGUCAACAGUUAAAACUAUUUCUUAAGGUUGUAAGUAGUAAAAGUCAACGGUAGUUGUUUCUUUUCAUCAUUAUAAACCCCAUUUCAAAUUUAGGCCACAAAUGACAAUAAAAGGUUGGAAGUGAGAAAUUUGCUACCUGGGGUUACCACAAAAAGACAUUUAUGUUUGGCCCCAGAUGUGGUUUGUUUAAUUGUUUGUGCUGUAAAUUUGUGAGGAAAAGGGGAAAUUGUUGUAUGCCUUUAAAGAUGAACUACAGAGUAGUCAAAAGGUUUGGCCCUGAGUUCACUCAAUAGCAACACACAAAAACGACUAUCGAGUUUUGUGCCAUAUUCAAAAAGUCUCCUAAACAAUGAAUUUAUUCAUCACUGCGAGAAUGCUGUAUUGACAAUUACACACAGUCACAUUGCAAACGUAGCACUUUGCAGAAUUUUACAAACAUAAUAAUAACAUCGGGGCCUUAGUCAUUAUCUUGCCUCUAAGACUAAAGCCAAUUAAAGCAACAUUAAGUAAAUAUAAUCCAUCUGGGCUCCCAUCACAUCACAAUUAACUGAAAUUGGAGAAACUUUACGUAUUUUUUAAACCCAUAGUACAACUACAGAGUACAACUGACACUCGUAUUUUAGAACCAAAACUUGGCAACAUGUAUCAAAGCUGCAAAGCGAUAUCAGUGAGACUAGAAGAGUGGUUUAUAUUGACAGACAUUCGAAAGAUGGGGUUACGAAUCAUUACCUUUACCGAUGGAGGUGUGUUUUUGCGACCUCAGCAGAAACAUGUUUGCAACUUCGACGCAACAGCUUUUGGGAAUUUGUUACAUUCACAACUGCGCGUUACCUACAUACUUUUUAAAACAUUCUUCAGUAAUGGCAGGGUCUAUAGUGGAAUUGUAUUACACAUGAAUGAAAUAGAUCUUUGAUACAAUAGUCUUAUCCAGACCGAAAGACCAAUUUGCAAAUUGUUUACCGUAAAACCAAUGGUUUGUUGUACACCUAGAAUAAAGUUGAUACCAACAAC
This is a messenger RNA of Acanthaster planci (crown-of-thorns starfish), 2109 nucleotides long. RefSeq lists its product as uncharacterized. NCBI's taxonomy places the organism in Eukaryota, Metazoa, Echinodermata, Asteroidea, Valvatida, Acanthasteridae. The record is from RefSeq and is a predicted model, not a curated record.